This is a messenger RNA of Neodiprion fabricii, 1639 nucleotides long. Its product is annotated as RCC1 domain-containing protein 1-like. The transcript has 8 exons. Bases 393 to 1439 code for a protein of 348 amino acids. Lineage: Eukaryota; Metazoa; Arthropoda; Insecta; Hymenoptera; Diprionidae. The record is from RefSeq and is a predicted model, not a curated record.
UUUUUGACACAGGGUAUAUACGAUUAGCAGCUGUCGGUUAGCAGUUGAAACUUGAAUAACUGUGCGUCAAGCCGCCAUUUGUAAACACAAGCAUGAAAUGCGCCUAUCGCGGUGAAGUGAGAUAUUAAAAUAACGUGAGAGAAGAGAUCGGAGAGGUGGGUGAAGGAAGACGACAGGUUAUGUCAAACGAUAGAAUAGUCAUGGAGUGAUACAGAAAAAAAUAAAUAAAUAAAUAAAAAAAUUAAAAAUCAUAACCACAAAAAGCUGAGAAUCGUUGCGUGUUUUAUUCUCUCUACUAAAUACGUGUGCGUGGUUUCAUCCACGGAGAAGGCCGGAAUCACUGCAGCAGUGGAGGACCUUUUUUUUUCAGCGCCGUCGGAGAUCGCGUCACAAUGAAGAUAUAUUACACUGGUUUAAACAACAGCGAAUUAUUUUGCGACGAAGAGGGGAGCGUGAAACAAGUUAUUGAUAAAUUUACAAUCGUACCCUUUACGGGAAUCGAAGAUUUGGAAAUAGGAUGGAAUUACAUUCUUUUAUGGCGGGAUAAGGAACUUUUCAUUUCUGGUAAAAUAAAUCUCAAUGAGUCGACUGAAGUCACUGACAAGAUUCCGGUCUUACUCAAACUACCGGAAGAAAUGGAAGGAUGCGUACAAGCAAUUCCUGGCAAGGAAACGAUUACAAUUUUAUCCGUGAAGCACGAAAUUUGGCAGUACAAAGUAUUCGACAAAAUGUGGAAACAGGUUUCAAAUUUCAUUCAAGCGGCUGACGAUAAUUCGGAUCAAGAAUAUACGGUGAAAAUCUUUCAAGGCGGCUGCACCGUAGCCUUGACAAAUUUCGGAAGAGUUUACAAUAUUCCAAUAUUGGUAGACAUGCCAAAGCGGGUGAAAUUCACAGACGUUGCUUGCGGCUUCGAUCACACGAUUAUAUUGGCUGAGAACGGAGAGGUUUAUUCAAUGGGUAUGGGAAGCCGUGGUCAAUUGGGGCACGGUGACCUUGAAGACUGUGAUAAUCCAACGAUAAUAGAGGCACUGGCUGGUCUGAAGGUGGUUCAGAUCUCCGCUGCGGGUUGGCAUAGCGCAGUGGUCACAGAUCAGGGUGAUUUAUACACGUGGGGUUGGAACACAGAAGGUCAAAUGGGAAUUUCAGAUGAAGGCACGAAGGUUUAUGCAACCCCAAAACCGGUCGACUUUAUGGAUACCGAUGGCCGCGCUUUUGACGCGUCGGUAAAAAAGGCACAAUGCGGGAAUGCGUUCACCAUUUGCAUGAUGGAUGACAACUCGAUGUGGGGAUGUGGAUCGAAUAAAUAUGGGCAGCUGGGUAUGUCCAGAGACGCGUUGACGAAUUCGAGGACAUUUUUGAAACUAAAUACUGCAAUUGAUGAGAAGGAGAUCAAGAAUUUCAAAUGUCGGGAGUGGGGUGCCAUCAUCAUCACAGAUUAAUAGACUGAGGAUUCAGUGUAAAACAUGUUUGUAAAUGUAGCUUACAUUUAUCGGUUACAAAAUGAAAAAAGUUUGUAAAAAAAAUCCACGAUUCAAUUACUGUAAGCAUAACCCACCAUAAUAUGCUUUAACCAAUUCAUUAGACUACUUUAUCAUUGCAAACUUCACGAGAAUGAAAAAUGCGCAGAGUCAAAUAUACC